CCGUCAUCAUAUGCUGAGUAAAGUCCAGUGGAAAACACCCAAGCUCAGUACUAUAAUAGCGCUGAGUAAACAAGGGAGGCAGAUGCGCACCGCGCUGUGACAAGACACACACACACACAAUGGAUUCCAACAUUUUAAAUAUUAUUUUCUUCUCCUUCAUCCUCUCUAAAGCCUUCUCGUCAGAAGUCAAAGCGAAGGGGGACAGCAGUGCUGUCUUCGGAGAGGACGCCUCUUUCUCCUGUUCUCUCUCGGACCUCAAAAGAGCUUCUCAGAUCACCUGGCAGAGAGUGCGAAAGAACAACUCCAUACAGGACCUGGCUACCUACAGCAAGAUGUACGGAGAGAAUGUCAUGGAACCCAAGGUGGUUUUCAUGGAGGCCUCGCUCAACUCAUCAUCGAUCAUCGUGAGGAACGUGUCAGUGGAGGAUGAAGCCUGUUAUGUGUGCACCUUCCACGUGUAUCCCAGUGGAUCUGUACGGAAGCAGACCUGCCUCACUGUCCACGGAAUAACCAGGGUGAUCACCGAGAAGCUGCGGGACCAUUGGAGCGAAGAGCUCCAGAAGAGAAACGUGCUACUCCGCUGCUCGGCCACGGGGAAGCCGGCCCCCGUCAUCACCUGGAGCGGCAUUUCGGUCGCAGGUGAGAGCAUUCACGCGGAGAGCAUCGAGAACAAGGACGGAACCACGACCGUGACGCUCAACACCACGCUCGAGCACCUGGGUGCGCAGGGCGGCCACGUGGACUGCGUGGUGACAAGUCCGGGGCUGGGAAACGUCACGGCACGUGUGAACUUCUCCAAAGUGGACCGGGGCGGAGAAGAUAAGAAGCGAAAGCACCAGUUGUUUGCGGCCCUGUUCGUCUUCCUGGCACUCCUGGUUGCUCUUGGCAUCAUAGUCUUUGAAGCAAAAAGGGAAAAAGGAUGCGUUAGACGACUGUUUGUCAUCGGAAGGAACAGGAUUUUUCAACGGGCCUCACAUUUUCCCAUUAGCUCUGAUGAAGACCACAGUUCGGAUUUGCAAGGGAACGCUACGGUGUCUGUGUCUUCUGCUUCUGCUUCGGAGUCUGUGUAGCAGAGACUUCACACUGGAGAACAUCUUCUGAAAUGGUGGAAAAGAUGAACGUUCCUCCCAACAAGACCCAGCACCUUCACCUCCUACACAGCUAUUCCUAGACAGCUCUGGACAUCACAGAGUCAGUUGGAAUGGAAUGGAGUUAAUGAGACAGCUGUCCAGAUUAGUAUGUCCUGUCCUAGAAGGCAGUCUUGGCCAAGGCGCGUGGAUUUUACUUUGCUGCUGAAGAUGAUUUUUGAAGCUACCUCUCCAUUGACUUGAUCUCUGCCUUGCAUAAUACAUAAGUACUGAAAAUGUCCACCCAAAUCAAAGCAAACUUGAGGAUACACCAGUCUUUUACAGUAGCUCUGGUAAAUGAUACUGAGACUGCAAAUGAUAUAAGAAAUGUU
Scleropages formosus (Asian bonytongue) is the source of this 1459-nucleotide messenger RNA. RefSeq names its product OX-2 membrane glycoprotein-like. Gene Ontology annotation, biological process: heterotypic cell-cell adhesion; negative regulation of neuroinflammatory response. The record is from RefSeq and is a predicted model, not a curated record. Gene Ontology annotation, cellular component: axon; cell surface; neuronal cell body. The transcript has 5 exons. Gene Ontology annotation, molecular function: cell-cell adhesion mediator activity. NCBI's taxonomy places the organism in Eukaryota, Metazoa, Chordata, Actinopteri, Osteoglossiformes, Osteoglossidae. Bases 120 to 1070 code for a protein of 316 amino acids.